CAGUUUCCAGGCUAGGGUUGUAUUGUCUCUAUAGGAAGAGAUGGGAGCGCGUUAUCAGUGAACAUUCACAGAGUUAACACAUUUUUGGAUGAGGGGUUCCUCGUAAUAUUUACUACAACGCUAGCCACGCUAUCUUUUCCUACAAUGGGCGUUCUAGAUGUUUAUCUAGCUAACUAAAUGAGUUUCAGUGGCACUUCAUCCCCGGUAGCCGAGAAGGAUAGUCUGUGUCGGAUAGUAGUGAGAGGAGUCGAGCUUCCUCUCUCGGUGUGGUGUGACCGCUUGGAGAGAAGACUGCAAGGCGGUUAGCCCCAGCUGCUUAUCUGGAGGACUAGGAGGGAAAGUGAGAGUGCCUUGUUUCUCUGAAGUUAUAUAAUUUACUACAACAGGAACACCGGAUUUCAAACCAGGUAAACUCCUCAUACUCCGCUUUUCAGACAACCAAGCUAGUUAGGAUACACCAGUGAUAGCUAACUGGGUUAGCUACGGUAACGUUAUGAUGAUGCGUUGUUCGGUCAUAGUUACGGUCGGGGAAAAAAUUGAUACUCUAGUAUGACAUGGAUUGAUCAUUGAGGAUAACAAAUGAAACAUCAUGUGGAAUAUUAUGAUCGCGUAUAUCAUAAGUUGUCGGUAAACAUGACACCGAUUUUGGCUCGCUAAACUUGGGCACCGAGUGGCGCUCAGAAUCAGCACCGACUGAAGAGCUCAUGCGGGGCACCUUUCUAAUACUCAGUUAGCAGCUGCUAGCUAACGUUAGCGCGCUAGUUCCCCGUGUUUUACGUGCGCUUCCCUUUGUGGUGGCUCACUAGCUACUGCUAGCAAGCUACUAUCAGCUAUCGAUCUUAACGUUAGUGAAAAUAUUACCAGAUCAGAUGUUAUUUGGCCGUAAAACCGUGAGGUAAGAUGCAUGUAGUAAUCGUGUUAGAAAUAUUUAUAUCCUCUUUCAUUUGUCAACCAGAUAUAGACAUUAAACAAUAUCAAUCAUUGACUUCAAUCAAAGCCUUAACCACAUUGAUAAGUGGGGAGAUGGUGAUAGCUCGUGAGUAACCUCCCCUACUCGCCUGGCUAUUUAUUACUAGCCACAUUUGACCUAUAUUAGGUCCCUUCCCUUAUCAAAUGGAACCGUAUUUUUCUUCCAAUUUCUAGCCUGGUAACGUUAUCCUGACUCAUUCAGCAACUUGCCCACAGAGCGAGAGUGAGUGUGUGUGUGUGUAUAGAUAGGCUAGGUGACAAGGGGUUGUUAUCCGCACAUCGCAGGUUUGAUUUUGAGUGUCGAAAUACAAUUGAUGUCAGAUGAAAAAGUAGUCUCGCCUCCUUUAUUCACCUCUCACAAUUAACACAAUGUCUAUGUGAAACAGUGUUUCCAGCAAUUUAUGUAUGGUGUCGACAUUGUCUUGGAGGUUAGUUUUAUACCCUCUAUUGAUUCAACCAUCUGUUCUCAUGGUCCCAGUGUGAGAGCAAUCAGGAGAAAGAAUGCGGUGGUGAUCCUGAUUUGAACCUUUCAGUCAUUUAGCUAGGGGUUCUACUUAAAUGCCAACUCUCUUCCUUUGGUGUUUAUGGUCAUAGAUGACCCUUUGCUGACAGGGUAUGACUGAUACAAUCAACUUUUGUUUUGGUAAGCAAUGUGAGUUUGGAGGAUCAGAGGUGACCAGAGGAAAUGUCAUCAUUGAUGCUUAGAAGGACAGGCAGAACUCAGUUGUAUAUUAGAGAGAGGACAUGGUUUUCGUUUUUAGGCCUAAGGUUUAAGAUUACUACUAUCCCCCUCUUCCUCUCCUCCUCUAACUCUUGUCAGCUGUAGAGAGGGGCUAUUCUCUGCCAGCUACCCACCCAGCCCCCACUCCCCUGCAGACUCAUUGUAAAUGUUGUGCUCUGAUGCUGACUCAAUAGGAGGCGCCAUUCUGUGAAAACGGGGCAGGCAGAGCAAUGGAGGCCUUACGUAAUGGAGGCAGAGCAAUGGAGGCAGAGCAAUGGAGGCCUUACAUAAUGGAGGCAGAGCAAUGGAGGCCUUAUAUAAUGGAGGCAGAGCAAUGGAGGCCUUACAUAAUGGAGGCAGAGCAAUGGAGGCCUUACAUAAUGGAGGCAGAGCAAUGGAGGCCUUACAUAAUGGAGGCAGAGCAAUGGAGGCAGAGCAAUGGAGGCCUUACAUAAUGGAGGCAGAGCAAUGGAGGCCUUACAUAAUGGAGGCAGAGCAGUGGAGGCCUUACAUAAUGGAGGCAGAGCAAUGGAGGCCUUACAUAAUGGAGGCAGAGCAAUGGAGGCCUUACAUAAUGGAGGCAGAGCAAUGGAGGCCUUACAUAAUGGAGGCAGAGCAAUGGAGGCCUUACAUAAUGGAGGCAGAGCUGUCCUCUAGCGCCAUCUAUAAGCCAUGGGAGUCAGGCAGCAUUCAGCUCAGCGAGGGAGUCAGGCAGCCAGACAGCAUUCAGCUCAUAUAGGUGGAUGGAUGGAUGGAUGGGUGACGAGUGUUUGGCCUUAUGCUGCUUGUCGCUAAAGCUUCUUGUCCUGACCUUUGAACCUGAGUAGAGAAUCAAUUCUAUAGUGUUUCCAUUGUUCAGCAUUGACUGGAAUAUAACAAAUCAAACAGCCCAGACGCAUAAAGGUGGUAGUAGGGUCAUAAAGGAUAGACUUGACGAGUGAUGCAGCUGAGGAAAACCACUGAUGGUUUUAUGAUGAAAGGUGACUGACAGGAAGCAGGUACUGUUGUGGUGGCGUUUUUCCAUAGGAGCACUAGAGUCACUCCAGUGAUUAUGUUAAUGUUAGCUCUAGUGUUAUUCUUUUGGAAGUGUGUUUCCAUCAUCCAGGGUGACACUAAGGUUUUUCUUUUGGGUCUGCUUAACUCUGCUCUCUACAACAAUGAUCAGUUCAUAUGUUGACCUGGGGUGUAUUCACUAGGAACUAAACAGAAGCAAACAGAAUGAAACAGGGCGGGACCUACCUGAAUUUGUCCAAUAGAAACUCUUGUUUUCAUUGCAAAACAUUUUUCCAUUUGGAGUAAACGUUUUCUGUUUCUAAACGUUUUGCAACUGUUUGCUAUGGUCUUCGUCUAAUGAAUACACCCCUGACCUCGCCUGUUGCUCACCCCUGUCCACCUACCUGUGUCCCUCCCUUCUCCAGGUGGGCAGAAUGUUCCAGCUCCCGGUCAACAACCUGGGCAGCUUACGGAAAGCCAGGAGAAAUGUCAAGCGGGUUCUGGGAGACAUUGGCCUGGAGUUUUGUAAAGACCACAUUGAGGUGAGCGGCACAUCAUUUGAUAUGUUCUACUAUCCAUGGGUGAGCGUGCCCUUGACACAUUUUAUCACACUGUUUUUUUUCCCUCCAAAAAUGAAGAGAUAAUAGCUCAUUCAUUUAAUAGCUAAUUCAUCAAUCAGUCUAGUAACAUUUCAACUUAGGAGGCCUCAAAUUUCUCAUGUCUGUUUGAUGUCAUAAUUAACAAGCCCAGUCAUCCACAACCAUAACAGGUCGACUCCUCCUAGCAAAUCAUCUCUAUCAGACUUGAUGUUUUGCAUUGAUUCUAUAUGAAUUGUGAUUAAUCAUGUAUUUCUCUCCCCUUAGGACUACAAAGACUACGUCCCUGAUAAUAACGAGUUCUACAUCAAGCACACCACCUGGGAUGAUGUGUGUGUGUGGGAUCCUUCACUGACCAAAGCCCAGGUGAGUGGCUCACUACCUGCCUGGAGUGGCUCCCUGGAACACCCUGUAUUUUCGAGGGAGGGAGGGAGAGGGAGACCGAGUGAGGGGGGAAGGGAGACCGAGGGAGGGAGGGUGUAUUUUAGCUCUUUUGUCUCUUAAAAGCUUUUAACUGGGAUAUUAUCGUAUGUUUAUCUUCAAUAAAUGUUUUAUUUACAUGGAAUAAAUGUCAUCAAAUGACUGACCACUGUCUCUAUUUCCCCCGUCUCCCAGGACUACAGAUCAAAGCCUUUCUGCUGUUCCGGCUGCCCCUUCUCCUCCAAAUUCUUCUCAGCGUACAAGAGCCACUUCCGCAAUGUCCACAGUGAGGACUUUGAGAGCCGCAUCCUGCUCAACUGCCCCUACUGCACCUACAAUGGGAACAAGAAGACCCUGGAGACGCACAUCAAGCUGUUCCACAUGCCCAACAACGUGGUGCGCCAGGGUCCCGGGGGCAUGCAGGGGGCAGUGGGGGGGCUGAAGGACGGCAUGCAGCUGGGCAAGAGGCCUGGAGAGAGCAUCGAGCAGGCCGUAUACUACUGCAAGAAAUGCACCUACAGGGACCCGCUUUACAACGUGGUGCGCAAGCACAUCUACAGAGAACACUUUCAGCAUGUGGCCAAGCCCUACCUGGUUAAGCCUGGGGAAAAGACCACGCCCAACGGUGCCGCAGCAGGCACCACCACGGGCACAGGGAACACAGACCGCAGCAGCAAUACCAAUACCAAUGUCAAUGCUAACGCCAACAGCAACACCCUCCACUGCAAGCGCUGCCUCUUUUUGCCACGUACCUAUGAGGCACUGGUGCAGCAUGUUAUUGAGGACCACGAGCGCAUCGGUUACCAGGUGACCGCCAUGAUUGGUCACACAAACGUGGUGGUGCCUCGCGCCAAACCUGUCAUCAUGGUAUCCCCGAAGACUGGGGAGAAGACUGUCAUCGGGGUAGGACCUAAAGGUCAGCUAGUGACCACCACAGUGGGGGGAGUCCGCUCCGUUUCUACCCAGAACCUCAGCAGGAUCGUCAUCCCAAAGUCAGGCCUGAGCUCAACAGGACUCCUGUCUGGGGUUCACCUGAAGCAGGGGGCGUUUGGGUUAAAAAGCGGGACUACUCAAUCCUUCUCUAUAGGCGUGCAGCAGGUGAGAAUCACUCUGCCUGGCAACGCAAAGGUGUCUGUGCCCCAGCAUUCUCAGGCUGCCAAACAGAACCUCCCUGGUGGCUUGCGGAGCCCCAUAGUGGUGAGUUCCUCCUCGUCUACGCUCAACUCCCGAGUCCAGGCGGCUGCCGCUACGGUAGCCUCGGUCACGGCCAAGGGGAAGGGGGGUAGCUCUGUCCUGGGCACGUCGUACACACAGAAGUGGAAGAUCUGCACCAUCUGCAACGAGCUCUUCCCUGAGAAUGUGUACAGCUCGCACUUUGAGAAGGAGCACAAGGCGGAGAAGGUCCCUGCCGUGGCCAACUACAUCAUGAAGAUCCACAACUUCACCAGCAAGUGUCUGUACUGCAACCGCUACCUGCCCAGCGACACACUCCUCAACCACAUGCUGAUCCACGGCCUGUCCUGCCCACACUGCCGCGCCACCUUCAACGACGUGGAGAAGAUUGUGGCACACAUGCGACAGUCCCACCCGGACGAGGCGGUGGGGCCGCGCACCGAUUCCCCUCUGACUUUCGACCUCACCCUGCAGCAGGGCAACCCCAAGAACGUCCAGUUGAUUGUCACUACCUACAACAUGAGAGACGCACCAGAUGAGUCUGUGGCCCUCCAUGCCCAGAGUGCCUCAUCGUCCACACAGACGGGCAAGAGGACCGUGCCCAGCCAACCCCCAAAGAUGCCCUCUGAUUCAGAAGAGGGCUCACCUGCCAAGAGUGCACCUCAGGCGGCCGUGCCGUACAAAAAAGACGUGGGCAAGACUCUGUGUCCGCUGUGCUUCUCCAUCCUCAAGGGCCCCAUCUCUGAUGCUUUGGCACACCAUCUGAGGGAGAGGCACCAGGUCAUCCAAACCGUGCACCCGGUGGAGAAAAAACUAACCUACAAAUGUAUCCACUGCUUGGGUGUGUACACAAGCAACAUGACAGCCUCCACCAUCACACUGCACCUGGUGCACUGCCGCGGUGUGGGCAAGACUCAGAACGGGCAGGACAGCAGGCCUGCGCCCUCCCCCAGGGUCUCUCAGGCCCAGGGCACUAGCCUCAAACGGGCCGGCUUCGAAAACUGUGACCCUAAUGACCCAAAGCAGCGUAAGCUGGCGCCUGGAGAGCCGGAGGGCCCCGCGGCUUUUGUAGAGAAUCCAGACGACCCUGUCAACCUGGUCCUUGACCCCAAAGGUCACGAGGAUGAGUCGUACGAGGCGCGGAAAGCCUUCCUAUCGCAGUACUUCAACUGCGAGCCCUACCCAACGCGUAGGGAGGUGGAAAAGCUAGCCGCAAGUCUGUGGUUGUGGAAGUCCGAUAUCUCCAGCCACUUCACCAACCGCAGGAGGAAAUGCACGCGGGACUGUGAGACCCAGAAGGCCGAGGUGCUGCUGGGCUUCAACAUGCAGGACAUCAGCCGGCUCAGCCACGAACUGACCUUUGACCCUGAGUGCUUGUUUGAAGGCAAAGGGGACAGUGGAGAGACAGUGGAGAGGCGGACGUCUAGGACGUGCAUCGGGCGGUCUGAGCAGGCCAUCCAGCGCAUGGAGGAGAGGGCGGUGGCUAACGGUGGUGCCACACUCCAGCAGGCUACGCCAGCAGGGUCUGGCAGUGGGGCCAGGGCCACAACCCAGCCCAACUGUGGGGCCAAGAGCGACCAAAUCAAGACAAUCGGAAGCACCUUAAAAGAGAGAGGGCCUCAGGAUCUCUCAGAACCAAUCGCUAUUGACUCAGACAGCGAUGAGGAUGAAAUGGAUGAUGAUGGUGAUGAUGAAACGGGACCAGUAGAAGUGAAUUCCAUGGGUAAUGACAGGCUGGCUGCAGGGAGAGAGGGAGAGGUGGUAGGGACAGGGGCCCACUCCAGCUCAGACCUAGAGGAUAUGGAGGAUGGGUCAGAGGAGGAAGAGGGUCAUGUAGAGAAUGGAUAUGGUUCAGUGCUGCUGGAGAGGCAGGCUAAGGGGAAGGAAGCUGUUGCCAAACUGGGACAAUCGGGAAGUGGAAAAACUAGGGCCCAACUCGGCAAGCAUCAGGUCUAA
Molecule: messenger RNA, 6828 nt
Organism: Coregonus sp. 'balchen'
Lineage: Eukaryota; Metazoa; Chordata; Actinopteri; Salmoniformes; Salmonidae
Source: the annotation of a GenBank genome assembly